AUGGCAAACUACACUGACGGAUCCAACUACACUGAUGGAUAUGACUACACUGACGGAUCCAACUACACUGACGGAUCCAACUACACUGACGGAUUUAACUACACUGACGGAUAUGACUACACUGACGGAUCCAACUACACUGACGGAUAUGACUACACAGACAGAUCCAACUACACUGACGGACCCAACUACACUGACAAAUAUGACUACAUUGACGGAUCCAACUACACUGAAGGAUCCAACUACGGAUCCAACUACACUGACGGAUCCAGCUACACUGACGGAUCUAACUACACUGACGGAUCUAACUACACUGACGGAUCCAGCUACACUGACGGAUCAAACUACACUGACAAAUAUGACUACACUGACGGAUCCAACUACACUGAUGGAUCCAACUACACUGACGGAUCCAGCUACACUGACGGAUCUAACUACACUGGCGGAUCCAACUACACUGACGCAUCCAACUACACUGACGGAUCCAAGACAUGGACUGAGCUCGAACCUCGUAUGUCAAAGUAA
This is a messenger RNA of Liolophura sinensis, 525 nucleotides long. RefSeq names its product heterogeneous nuclear ribonucleoprotein A2 homolog 1-like. The record is from RefSeq and is a predicted model, not a curated record. NCBI's taxonomy places the organism in Eukaryota, Metazoa, Mollusca, Polyplacophora, Chitonida, Chitonidae. The transcript has a single exon. Bases 1 to 525 code for a protein of 174 amino acids.